AUGCAUUCAAAGGCAUCCUUCUCCAUGGCUAUCUUAAGAACUUUGUCUUUUGGUUUUCUUUUGUUGGUGGGUUUAGGCUUAGCUUCGGCUACCAGAGCUCUUCUUUCCUAUGAUAUUCCUCCACAUCGAUCUGGAUAUGAUAAUUAUGAUCAUCCUGUGCAUAACCCAAAAGUAGGAUACGAACGUGAUCAUCAUGAUGGACCUUAUGGUGGUGGUGCUGGUGGAGGAUAUGGAGGCGGAGCUGGCUCAUCUCUUGGAGGCUCUGGAUAUGGAAGUGGUGGAGGUGGUGGUUCUGGAUAUGCAGGUGCAGGAGAUCAUGGGGUUGGUUACGGUAGUGGUGGAGGAGGUGGAUAUGGAGCAGGAGUUGGCUCUGACCUUGGUGGUAGUGGAUAUGGAAGCGGUGGCGGCGGAGGGAGUGGCGGAGGAUAUGGUGAUUUAGGAGGACAUGGAAAAGGCUAUGGCAGCGGCGGUGGUGGAGGAAGUGGAUAUGGAGGUAGAGGAGACCAUGGAGUCGGUUAUGGUAGUGGUGGAGGUGGAGGAUAUGGAAGUGGAGGUGGUGCAGGAUAUGGUCCAGGAGUAGAGCAUGGUGUAGGUUAUGGAAGUGGAGGAGGAGGUGGGUCUGGUAGUGGUUACGGUGGUUCCAAAGGAUAUGGAGGUGGAAGCGGUGGCGGUGGUGGAGCAGGUUAUGGUGGUGGAGCACAUGGAAGUGGUGGUGGAGCUGGAAGUGGCUACGGUGGCAGUGGCGAAGAAGGAGGAUAUGAUGGUGGAUAUGCACCUUGAACAAAGAAAAAAAAAAUCACCUUGAAGCUUAUCCCUAAAAUGGGAAUCCUUACCUCAUAUCAAUGUGUGUUAACAAAAAUAAAUGAAUUUGGGUAAGAAUGUUAUAUUUCUCUUUAAAUUUCAAUAGCUUCAGUGAAUGUGAUAUAUAAAAACUAGCUAUUCCAUGCAUUCCAAAGUGAACAAGCAUG
Molecule: messenger RNA, 968 nt
Organism: Benincasa hispida (wax gourd)
Lineage: Eukaryota; Viridiplantae; Streptophyta; Magnoliopsida; Cucurbitales; Cucurbitaceae
Source: RefSeq, a predicted model, not a curated record